Molecule: messenger RNA, 576 nt
Organism: Myotis brandtii (Brandt's bat)
Lineage: Eukaryota; Metazoa; Chordata; Mammalia; Chiroptera; Vespertilionidae
Product: programmed cell death protein 5
Exons: 1
Coding region: 80-454 (124 amino acids)
Cellular component (GO): cytosol; nucleus
Molecular function (GO): DNA binding
Source: RefSeq, a predicted model, not a curated record
CGUUCGCCCCGCCGCUGAGGGAGUAACGCCGAGUGGGCCGGAGCGGGGUGCUUGGCUGCUCUCCCCCGUCGGUCGCACCAUGGCGGAGGAGCUGGAGGCUCUGCGGAAGCAGAGGCUGGCGGAGCUGCAGGCCAAGCACGGGGAUCCUGGCGAUGCAGCACAACAGGAAGCAAAGCACAGAGAAGCAGAAAUGAGAAACAGUAUCUUAGCCCAAGUUCUGGAUCAGUCAGCCCGGGCCCGGUUAAGUAACUUAGCACUUGUAAAACCCGAAAAAACUAAAGGAGUAGAGAAUUACCUUAUACAGAUGGCAAGAUAUGGACAACUAAAUGGGAAGGUAACAGAACAAGGUUUAAUAGAAAUCCUUGAAAAAGUAAGCCAACAAACAGAAAAGAAAACCACAGUUAAAUUCAACAGAAGAAAAGUAAUGGACUCUGAUGAAGAUGACGAUUAUUGAAUUUAAGAUGCAUAGACUGGAACUUAAUGGAACAGUUCCAGGACAGAUAAUACUUGGCAGUUAAGAUCUGAUUGAAUGUUCACUUUGUUUAUUGUUUAUAUACCUUUAGAAAAAUAAACUUG